Molecule: messenger RNA, 1565 nt
Organism: Salpingoeca rosetta
Lineage: Eukaryota; Choanoflagellata; Craspedida; Salpingoecidae
Exons: 1
Coding region: 70-1317 (415 amino acids)
Biological process (GO): ganglioside catabolic process; oligosaccharide catabolic process
Cellular component (GO): membrane; intracellular membrane-bounded organelle; cytoplasm
Molecular function (GO): exo-alpha-sialidase activity
Source: RefSeq, a predicted model, not a curated record
GAAUGCAAGACUUCCAUCUUCAUCACAACAACCCAAACAACAUCAACCGACCAGUUACAAACGACGACGAUGGCGACACUGGCACAACAAGCUUUGCUGCUGCUGGCUGUGGCGGCCGUGGCAGUUGUGGUGGAUGUUACAGCAACGACAACGGCGACGGCAGCGGCGACGGCUGCUGUUACAGGGGUGGUGAGAAGAGCGUCGACGGUGUUUCGAGCAGGGGAGGCGUCGUACUCGUGCUUUCGCGUGCCGACGAUCGCCACUGUGGACGGCGCCAUGUUGGUGUUUGCGGAAGCGCGGCGCACGUCGUGUGCAGACCAGUCGCCCAAGGACAUCGUGUACAAACGCAGCCACGACAAUGGCACGACAUGGAGUGAGCUGGCCCGCCUCGUUGGCAACCACAAGGGCAACCACACCUACCGCAACCCCUACGCCACCGUGGUCUCGCAGCCGGGCUCUGCAGCGUGUGCGACGAAGCUGGUCGUCGGCUUUGUCAACUCCACCCUUCCAGAACCGUGGAUCAACCAGCACAGGUGGUCGUGCAAUGGCGGCAAGACGUGGAGCAGCAUUGAGCGCGUCAACCUCGCCCCAUGGGAAGGCGUGCUGGCAGGGCCUGGCACCGGUAUCCAGCUCUCCACACCGCCUCACGCCGCACUCGCCACAGCACCGCGCAGCGCAGGCGGUGUUGUUCCCCCAUCGUCAGCCGCAGUUGGAGACGAGCCAGAGAGCAAGCAACAGCAACCACUGCAUUCACUGCAGCGACAGCAAAGAGCUGCUCGCAUUUUGGGGUGCGGGGCGACGGGCUACCAUGCUGGUCACAGCAUGAACGCCGUCGUGUGGUACAGCGACGAUGGCGGCGUCACCUUCAACGUGUCGUCUUCAGUGUUUGCGCAGAUGCAGGAGUGCCAAGUGGUGCAACUCUGGAACGGCACGCUUGUCUUGAACAUGCGCAACAGCCAUCUCAACGCGUGCCGCUGCCGUGCGUAUGCGCUCAGCCACGACGGCGGCGUGACGUGGGAGGGCCCAUAUUGGGCACCGCAGCUCAUUGAGCCUGUCUGCUCGGCAGGGCUGAUCCGGCUCGGUGGCGCCCUCUACUUCAGCAACCCGCACUCGGCAUCCCACCGCGUCAACAUGACGGUGCAGGUGGCCACCUCAGAUGACAUGCGCUGGCACGUGUACCAGCAGCUGUGGCCCGGCCCUGCUGCGUACUCCGUCAUGGGCCACACGCCUGCCAGCGAACCAUGUAUUGUCUAUGAGCGCGGCUCCUCGUCUCCAUAUGAGGAGCUUGCCUUUGCAGCCCUCGCGCCGGCCAACUAACAUCUGUGUGUGUGUCUGUCUGUCUGUGUGUGUCUGUCUGUCUGUCUGUCUGUGCCUGUCUGUGUCUGUGUCUGUGUCUGUGCCUGUGUCUCUGCCUGUGUGUCUGUCUGUCUGUCUCUUUGUCUGUCUGUCAGUGACGACUUUGUGUCACCAUCUUGCUCGUUAUCCCCCCCCCCCGCAUGUCGCCUGCUGUGAAGGUUACCCCUCCCUCCCUCACUUGAUAGAACUCUGACUACAUAUUUCCAAGC